GAUCCCAGAAUAUUUUUGGUAAAAGCAUCAGCUUUUUUGUUCCUGGACUAGAUAUCUUGAAAACCGGUUCCAAGGUUUGAGGUUUUCUGCAACCAUGAUCCAGCUGCUGACCUUUGCCACUGCUAUCUCUGUAGCAGUGCUCGCUGCAGAAGCAGCUCACCAGCUGUACAACGUUGUUGAUGAACAAGAGAUGUGCCAUUAUCCAACUCAUAUCAAGUGCUGGACGCCCUGGUUUGAAAACCCCUCCGGGACAAUAGAUAAGGAGGCCAUGGUCAACCUUCGGCUGAAGAAUCCAGGAAAGAUCUGCCCCACACCUGUUGAAAUAGAAAUCUCAAACACGAUAAGUCUUGGUCCACCUGGAGAUCUGGAUACUGCAGCUAACAUGACGUCUUCGAUAUGCCAGAGUCAGCCAAGCUUUUGUCAGGAAUACAGCAUUCACUUCAAUCGUGUCCGUUUCAGCUGUCACCCGCCAUUCUGUAAGGACAAAGAUGAACAAUUUUACCUGGGCCGUGUGUGCUGGACCAUAUGGCUCAACCGAGACACGCCCAGAAUUAAAGGGGAUUCGGAGGAUUUCGCUCAUCUGAAAUCUGACUACAAAAAUAUCAUUUGUGAUACCCCUCUCUUCAUAGAGGGUGUUACUAGAGAUGAGCAUAUUCCAGCCACUGAAACUGGGGAUUAUUUCUUGAACUACAGUCCAACUGAGGGAUUAGUCUGUCGCAAUAAUGACCAGAAGCAGAAGUCUUGCCAAGAUUACAUAGUGAGAUUUGGAUGCCCAUGCAAAAACUGACCUCCCUUGAGUGACAACAUCAGCAGCGGUCAGCACUCCUGCCCAGAGAUCACAUACUGAGUAAGACCACUGCCUCUGGAGCCAUUUGUACUUGGACAGAGUCCCACCAGCUUCUUCUGUACUAUGUCUGCCAUUAAUCUGUGUCUCUCGCAGCUUCCUUUCUGCCUCAAUACAAGGGAAAAAUGAAGAAAGAGAGUGAGUGAGUUGAGUACUUUGAGUGGACUGUGCACAUUUCUUUUAAAGUUCCUUUAUGUUUAUAAGUAAUAGUUACAUAUAUUGAUAUUUUAACAUCUCAUAUUGUACCAUUUCUAAGAGCAGCAGUUCUGGUUUGCAUGAACUGACCUUCCUACUUAGCUAUACCACAGAAGGUCAACUGAAAUAACUGAAUGACUAAUUUUUCGUGAAUGAUGUAGUCGAAGGAGAAGUAUUUUUUUUUUUUUUUACCAUCAUACAUGUGAAUAAAUACAAAGAGCUUAAUACAAAACCAUUGCUCUAUUGUAUAAUGGUUAACAUUUUAUGUAAGCCUCAA
Myripristis murdjan (pinecone soldierfish) is the source of this 1316-nucleotide messenger RNA. RefSeq lists its product as uncharacterized. NCBI's taxonomy places the organism in Eukaryota, Metazoa, Chordata, Actinopteri, Holocentriformes, Holocentridae. The transcript is spliced from 9 exons. The record is from RefSeq and is a predicted model, not a curated record. Bases 95 to 787 code for a protein of 230 amino acids.